GGAUCAGCUGAGGAUCAGCACUCACAACGGCGGACACUUAAUCAUGCUAUUUAUCAAAUAGACCUUUAUAAAACGGAUAGCAUGUGAAUUUAACAAUACAUGUUCCAGGGAAUAUAAAGCAAGGAAAGGCUGGUGUUCCAGUAAACAUUUUCUCUCAAAACUCUGUGUUUGGAACCUCAAGGAUGGAUUAUCCCAAAAUGGAUUAUUUUCUGGAUGUGGAGUCUGCUCAUAGACUCUUGGAUGUUGAGUCAGCUCAAAGAUUCUUCUACAGUCAAGGAGCUCAAGCUCAGAGACAGACCAAGUUACUGCCUCCUACGCUGCCAGCAGCACAGUCCCCACAGGACAUCCAGAGAAGAAAAAUACGUAAAGUGAACUCAAAGAGCAAGACUCCGUAUCUAGCCUCUAUAAGAGUAUGGUAUAACUUAUUCUAGACUGAGGAAGUGGAGAGGCUGGCGGCGAUGCGUUCUGACUCCCUCGUCCCAGGCACCCACACCCCACCCAUCCGCAGGAGAAGUAAGUUUGCCAACCUGGGAAGGAUUUUCAAGCCUUGGAAAUGGAGGAAGAAGAAAAGCGAAAAGUUCAAACACACGUCAGCAGCCCUGGAAAGGAAAAUAUCUAUGAGGCAAAGCAGAGAAGAGCUGAUAAAGCGAGGAGUCCUGAAGGAAAUCUAUGAUAAAGAUGGAGAACUUUCCAUAUCCAAUGAAGAGGACUCCCUAGAAAAUGGGCAGUCCCUGAGCUCCAGCCAGCUGUCUCUGCCUGCGCUGUCCGAAAUGGAGCCAGUCCCAAUGCCCCGGGAUCCCUGCUCAUAUGAGGUGCUCCAACCGUCAGACAUCAUGGAUGGGCCAGUGUCUGAAGAGAGUCCCUCUGCCAGUGAAUCUGGAGUCCUCCUGUCCCAAGAUCCUUCAGCCAAACCAGUCCUGCUACUGCCCCCCAAAAAACCUGCUGCUUUCCCUGGAGACCAUGAAGAGACCCCAGUGAAGCAGCUGCCCCUUCUCAAGCAGCCCCCGGCCCUGCCUCCCAAACCCACUACCAGGAUUGCCAACCACUUAACAGAUCCUGGCGCCCCUGUGAAAUUGCCUUGUCUGCCAGUGAAACUGUCGCCUCCGCUACCUCCAAAGAAAGUCAUGAUCUGUAUGCCCGUGGGGGGGCCAGACCUCUCACUGGUGUCCUACACAGCCCAGAAGAGCGGCCAGCAGGGCGUGGCCCAGCAUCACCACACUGUCCUGCCCUCCCAGAUCCAGCACCAGCUGCAGUAUGGCAGCCAUGGCCAGCACCUCCCCUCCACCACCGGCUCCCUCCCCAUGCACCCCUCGGGCUGCAGGAUGAUAGACGAGCUCAACAAAACGCUGGCCAUGACCAUGCAGAGGCUGGAAAGCUCUGAGCAGCGGGUCCCCUGUUCCACUUCUUACCACAGCUCUGGGUUGCACUCGGGUGACGGGGUCACCAAAGCAGGACCUAUGGGCCUUCCAGAAAUAAGACAAGUGCCAACUGUUGUGAUUGAAUGUGAUGACAAUAAAGAAAAUGUGCCUCACGAGUCAGACUACGAAGACUCUUCUUGCCUGUACACAAGAGAAGAGGAGGAAGAGGAGGAGGACGAAGACGAUGACAGCUCAUUAUACACCAGCUCCCUGGCCAUGAAGGUCUGCAGGAAGGACUCCUUAGCCAUCAAACUCAGCAACAGGCCCUCCAAGCGAGAGCUGGAAGAAAAGAACAUCCUUCCCAGGCAGACGGAUGAGGAGCGGCUGGAGCUGAGGCAACAGAUUGGCACCAAGCUCACCAGGUUACUAAAUAGCAUGAGAUCUCAUCUGAACUUGAGUUGUGGUUGUUUCCAGAAAUAG
Molecule: messenger RNA, 1838 nt
Organism: Mandrillus leucophaeus (drill)
Lineage: Eukaryota; Metazoa; Chordata; Mammalia; Primates; Cercopithecidae
Gene: PHACTR1
Product: phosphatase and actin regulator 1
Exons: 17
Biological process (GO): stress fiber assembly; cell motility
Molecular function (GO): actin binding
Source: RefSeq, a predicted model, not a curated record